UCAGUUCAUUCAAACUGCUGGCGGGUUAAUGGUGAGAGAUGUCCAAUCGGAAUGGAGUUCUGUCAGCCCGCUUCAUCGCAGCGGCUGAUGUCAUUACGAGCUAUACGACACUUGUUUGGGUCUUCUUUCGGUGAUAUGUUAGUUGAGUACAGUAGCAGCUCUGAAGAAGAAGAAGAAAAAGUAGGCGGAAAACGACGAAGUUGUCAACGCGAGCGGAGUUCAUUUGCUUGCAAAAAACGUAAAUGCGAAGCAGAAGAAACUCUAGGACACAACUCUACUGAUAUCAAGGAUGGUCUCCAUAUUGAAUUGGGCCCUCCAUCCCUGGCUUCAGCCCGCCUUCCGUUGCCCAAGAGUGUUGUUGAAAUGUUUCAAGACUCGACGGAGCAGGUGACAGAGGAUCGCUCACUCCAUGGUGGUCGAGUGCGCUCCUUCCAGCAUGAGCGAGGGAACUGGGCCACCUACUUGUACCUACCAUAUAUGCCCGAGGAUGGUUUUUUGGAACUGCUGGAUGAGAUGAUGCAACUCGCAGAUGCCCGUGGCAUCUCUCUGACGCGCUCAGAGGAGUUCCACCUCAGUAUGUCCCAGACUGUGGUCCUGCGGCACCACUGGAUCCAACCUUUUGUGCUCUCCCUUCGCAUGGGGCUGGCUCAGUGCCCACGGUUUCUGUGUGUAGCAGACCGGGUGAAGGUCUACACUAAUCAAGAGAAGAGCAGAACCUUCCUGGGCAUGGAGGUGUCUGCUGGCCAUGCUCAGCUGCUGGAUCUUGUGAGGGUGGUUGACCAAACAAUGGAAGAAUUCAGCCUUAGCACUUUCUACCAGGACCCUUCCUUCCAUAUCAGUCUGGCUUGGUGUGUGGGUGACUCAACAGACCAGCUCCGUGAGUGUUUGCAGGAACUACAGGACCUUGUAGACUCCCAUGAAGAUGGACCUUUCCUUCUCAGGCUGCCCUGUCAAGAGCUUCGCUGCAAGGCUGGGAACAAGAUCUUUUCUUUCCAUCUGCAUUAGCCUGAGACCAAGUUUGGAUUUCAUGUGCCUGAUGAGACAAAUGCCGUGAAACCAGAGCCACCAAGCAGUUCUUAAUUAUAGUGUAGCUUAUGCUGCCUUAAGUUCUCAAUGUCCAUUACCCCUUGUUAAUUUAAUCUCAUCUCGGUAAUCAUGGCCCUCAUUAACUUUUUUUUGCAUUACCGGUUUAAUACAUAAGAUGUAUAUUUUCUUUGUGAAUAAUUAAGUGUAGGGUACAUAAUAGCUAUGAAAGCUGAAGAAGCGCAGGUAGACAAUGUAUUACAGAGUAAAUAAUGAAGGGAAGCUGCUUUAAGUACUUUUCUGUCUAUUUUAACAAAUGUAUGUCAUUUUUAUGAGCUCAGGAAUGCAUAAACACAUGCCUGCACAUUC
Scleropages formosus (Asian bonytongue) is the source of this 1392-nucleotide messenger RNA. RefSeq names its product U6 snRNA biogenesis 1 (gene usb1). Bases 52 to 1005 code for a protein of 317 amino acids. The record is from RefSeq and is a predicted model, not a curated record. Gene Ontology annotation, molecular function: 3'-5'-RNA exonuclease activity. The transcript has 8 exons. Gene Ontology annotation, cellular component: nucleus. Gene Ontology annotation, biological process: U6 snRNA 3'-end processing. NCBI's taxonomy places the organism in Eukaryota, Metazoa, Chordata, Actinopteri, Osteoglossiformes, Osteoglossidae.